Messenger RNA from Ostreobium quekettii, 2112 nucleotides. Lineage: Eukaryota; Viridiplantae; Chlorophyta; Ulvophyceae; Bryopsidales; Ostreobiaceae. The record is from the annotation of a GenBank genome assembly.
AUGAUCGCCGACGAGGCCCCAUCCCGGCCUGAUUGCGGCCUGGCCGGAAAACCCGCCGGCAGGCGCCGAAUGCCCAGAGAGCCCUUGACCGGAGGAGGCGACGAUGAUGGCCUCCUGGCGGCGAGGGGCGGGCCGGAGGAUCCGACCGGAGCGAAUUCCGGUUCGGCGGUCGGGUCUGGAAGCGGUGGAGAGAAUGGAGAAAGGGUCUCUGCCGUGGAGGGUGAACCUCGGCUUGAAGCAAGGGAUCGGAAGUGUGACGAAAUGAGGGAUCGUGAAGAGGCACCGAGAACAGUCGUGGAAGGACACGCGAAGACCGAUGGUAGUCACGCAAGAACGCAAGCGACUGCGCCCGCUGGAGCUGUGGAAGAUGCUGGGCACACCGCAAAGACGUGUGAAAAAGAAAAUGAGGGUGAUGCCAAAUGUGUGGAAAGGGAGCCCAGUGUGCAAGCACCCUUGCAGGUACACAGCGAGACUCAAGACAGCCCGUGCUUGGAUUCCAGGCCUGACAGUUCAGCAGGGCAUACCAGGGCAUCCGGCCCAAGAUGGGGUGACAUGUCAAUGACCGAUGACGAAGAUGAGGAUGGUUUGACGGAUGCCUCAGCCUUGGGCUCUCUUGAAGAGCCUGUCAGACCUGCUGGGAGCAUGGUGAACGCCCAGAGAAGCGCACAGAGGGGUGGCCCCAAACGGGAGCCUGACUCAUUGCGGCAGGCUCAGCCAAGCCACAGGAUAGUGGAAUCCCGGCCCAACGUUAUAGAGGCAGUGAUAUGGCCAGGGUCAAGACGUUGGCCAAAGGCACAGAGCGGGGGCCAGCAGGACAAGGGUGCCGCAAAGGGCGGCUCGGCCAACGUGUGCAAACCGGGGAGCGAAAAGGGAUUCCCCUUGAGAUCAAGGGGGGGUGCUGAUUACAAGUCUGAGGUGGUGGAUAGCAGGCGUGGCAGCGUCUCUGGUUGGCAGGAGGGCAGGCCAGGCAGGCACAGGAGGAGUGUAUCAGCAGAUCAGGGUCUCUUUCAGCAUUCCUCAAGGGGAAGGUCGUCCACACCAGGUGGACAUGAAGGACCGGGGCGCAAUCGCGACGAUCGUCAAUCGCGUGCAGACUCAAGGAGUGCUGAAAGGCUCCUCUCUAGUGUCACCAGUGUCAGUGACAGCAAGGGCAGAACGUGGGUGUGUGUCAAUGGCACCGCAUCCAAGAGCGGGGCUAACAGCCCCAUGUCAAGGCAGGCAAGGAAAAGCGACGAGGGCGGUCGCGCGGAGCAGGGUAGUGGCCAGGUGUUUGGCCAGCGUGGCUGCAGUUCUGACAGGGGCCAUCAUAGGUCCACGGCCACAGGCGAUGUGACUGGGCAAGGCAGACAGGCUGGAGGCUGUCCUGGACACAGGAGAACGGGGUCCUCAGGCUCGGCCAGCAGUUGGCUUGGGCGAUCCCAUGAAGACAGCUGGCAGGGUGGCCACAGCCACUGGGAUGACAGCCAUGGAAAUUCACUGAGCAAAUUCAUGGGGAAGAUGAGGAUGGACAGAAUGCCUGAGCGCGGCUCGCUCAGCCAGCGCAGCGACGAUCGCGGCUCCAUCCGGCUGAGGAGGCAGAGGGGGUCGGAGUGGGGAAGGGCGGGUCCUGAGCGGGCCCCGUCCAGCCAGUCUGUUCAUUCAGUGGUGAGGCCUGGGAGCAGCCAGAGCUCAAGGACUGGUAGGUGGAGCCCCCCGAGUGUGGGGCCCCCAAGGAGCAGUGGACGGGGCUGGGCGAAGCAGAGGCCGUUCGACUCCAACAGGGGAUCAAGCAGCCAGAGGGACAGCCAGGACAGCCACCGGGGCGGGUGGCCAUCUCUGGCAUCUCAGGGCUGCACUGAGAGUGCUGGGAGUGCUCAGCCGCGGGAGGAUCAGCGGCCACCGACCUUCACACAGGGCGGGAGGCCCAGGCACAGGAGGCACUACAGCGAGGGUGCGGAGGUGACGCUGGUGUUUGGCACCAUGUCCCAGAGGGAGCACGACCCUGCCAGGCCGACGACACUGAGGAGAGUGGCACCAGAAUUCCAUCCAUUCAAAUCGCCGCAGCCAGAGGAUGUCGGCGUGUUGAACCCGGAUGCAAAGCCGUUUGUGCCUCUUCAGGGUGAUGCCAAGUGA